UUAUAAUAAAGCGCUACUACAUGCGUAUAUAAUUUAUCUUGGAAUAUGGCCAUUAUCGUAUUUAGCAUUACGACUUGCCAAAGUUGAUAAUUUGUGGUUCUAACGAUUCUAGAUUUGUGCCUAACAGCUAGUAAAUUGAUUAGAAAUUUAUUCUGGUGUGAUCAGUGUAAUUGCAUAUUCAUUUUUUUCGGUGCAUUUAGUGUGAUGGUCGUAUGUAAUACAACCGUCCACCACCGUUAUUAUUAUCCCUAGUGAAUAUUUGCCAUUUAUAAUCCAGCGAGUUGAACAAUUAUCGUUAAAUCGAUUUUUUAAAAGCUAAGAGUAGUCAUAUUAUAAUUAUUAAUCGUAUUAUCGUCAACAAUUCUUUUCAAGCGCCAAAGUUCUUCGCAUCGGCGCUUUUUUCAUCCCAAGUGGUAUCAAUGUUGUCUGGCAAUGGUGUGUAAAGAGAACGUCGUAUCAUGGUUUGGAAAUCUGUCCAGUUAUAAACGUAUCGAUGUUAUGAACGUAUUGCUAAAUAUGUGCUUACCAUGUGAAGUUCGAUAUCUUGGAACAUGCAUUGAGGAUAGAGGCAAACGGGAUUACAAUGAUUUGCGUGAUGCUGAACAUCAUGCAAAUACUGUAAGCGAUCUUACAGAUUUGAUGAAUCUCGGUGUUAUAGACAAAAAGACAAGAAGAAGAUUGGUACUCUAUAUGGCACUUUUACAUGGCAGUAAUUAUAAAUGUGCUACAGUGCUCCACAAAGGUUUAGCAAAUCUGGAUAUUCAAGAAAUAAUUUCAUUAAUUGGGACCAGUCAAGAUGAGCAAUUAUUAGAAGAACUUUUACUCUUAUAUACAAUGGCACUCAAUCAUCCUGCCUUUAAUUAUGAACAGAAAAGUGCGUUCAGUAAUAUUUAUCUUAAACUACAGGAGGAAGAAGAAUCGCGAAAUAAUUUAAAACCUGUAGUAAAUAUGUCAUAUAAACCAGUGCCAGGAUGUGGACCAUGUGGUAGCCCAAGUGAUCGUUUGACUGAUCCAAUUGAUAUGUCAACCAAUUGUACAAUACCACCUCCUAUGCAACAUUUUGGUGAUAUACAGAUGCGAAAUAAUCCAAUCGUUAGUGGAAUUCCAUCAAGUAUGACAAUGCCACCACCUCCUCCAGGGAUGUGCUUACCACCUCCAGAUCAAAUUACAAUGAAUCCUCCUAAUACUCCAACGCAGUAUCUUCAUCUUGGCUUUCCAGCUGUUAAUUCUAUAGCACCAUGGUCAGGACAAACUAUGAUGAUUGGAAAUCAAAUGGUAUAUCACACAGGUGAUAUGGUAACUUAUCCGGCAUCUCCUCUAGUAAGUCGACCAUCAUCACCAUCUCAGUCUCGAUCACCAAGUCGAAGUAAUUCGCCCUUGGGUCGUAGAAAUAAUCGAUGGCCGUUUGAAGAUCGUUCAAGUAUUGGUCCAACAACGCCUAUGACUCCAAAUACAAUAUCUGUGAGCAGUAAUGUAUCUAGUAAUCAAACUAGUGUCACCAAUACAAAUGUAAGUGGUCACAUACUUCCUGGUUCAUCUCUUGGAACAAAUAGAAAUAUUCCAUCCAGUCAACAAUCCGUACUUCCACCGAAAUCUGUACCACCACCAUCAAGUUCGCCAUUAACUACUACUGGCACCUAUUCACGACACAGUAACGUUGACAAUACAACAACCGCAGCUACUCAAGCAACUUCAUCAAAACAUCAACCACUUUCACGAAUACGAUCAUCAAUAUCAGGCGAUUCAUUGAGAGAAACAUUAGGCAAAGAAAUGCCAAAUUAUAAAGGAAAUUUGCAAAAUCAUUCAUUGGAAGAGAUAAGACGAAUGAGUGAUGAUGAUUUAAGAGAUAUUGGAUUAACGCCAAAUGCUGUGGGUCAAUUAAGAAAUAUUAUUCGCACCCAAACAACUGCUGCAAAUGGUUUGAGUCAAAUGACCAUCGAUAAAAAAGAGAGCACUACUGGGAAUUUAAUUCAUUCUUCAGUUUCCGAACAAUCCGAUAAUGAGACUGGAAGUGAUUUAUCAAAUGAAAAUUCAAUUUCUACAAUAAAACAACCAUUGAUCGGAGAUUUACAUCAAUCAAUUCAUCAUCAUCACCAUCACCAUCAUCAUCAUCAUAGUCAUCCUUCAAAUAUUGGUGGAGUAAGACGUUAUCAAGCAAUACAACCGCCUGUAGAUCCAUCUCAAAUAUCGAUAUAUCACUCACCCCAAACUGCAAUGUAUGCAACACAAAAUCCUUGUUACGCUUGUCUUACAGUUCCAGUGGCUGGAAUGCAAAAUCGUUAUCCAAGUGACAUUUUUUACAGGUGUAAUGCUCAACAUAUGUAUUGUGUGGCUCAACUAUCAACUUUGAGAUUGGAUGCUGAUAGUAAUCGUCAAUGUUCACAAAGUAGUAGUUCUGAUAGUACUGGAAGUCGUUCACCACCUGAGACUCCUCCCGCAGCGCCGUGGCCAAACAAUACCACUCCUACAAUAACCAACGAUAGUUGUAGUACGUCUGGUGGAACAACUGACCAAACUCCAGGUAGCUCUGUUCUUUCUUAUUCUGCGGUAGCCGUAUCACAUCAAAAUAUACCAUCAGUUCAACAACAAAUCAACGAACGUUCUCGUUCGAAAAAAAGUCAAGCACAAAUGAUGCGUAAAAAUCAAGUAAUGAAUGGUGGUGGUGGUAAUGGUAAUGGCAGUGGUAGUAAUAGUGGAAAUAGUGGUGGUACUGUUGCUCCUCCUCCACAAGUAAAUUUAUCAACAACACCCCAUUGUAUAUCAGCUUUCCCGGGGCCAACGAAUCAUCCACAAAUGACAUUUCUCCCGCAUGGUCAUUUUCCAGCAUUAAGACCCAAUAGCGGCAUUUACUCGAGUGGUUUUUCUCAUUCAAUAUUUUCUCGACCUACGUAUCAAAGCUAUCAGCCGAAUGGCGAAAUGAUGUAUCCAUAUCCAGGGCAACCUGGUGCUGCAGGAGGAACACCGCCACCACCUCCACCACCCUUGCCUCCACCUACGGGGACAACAGCUGUAGCUGCUGUAGGUGUUGCACCAUCACAAACUUAUUUGCCAUCCACACCCGUGGUUGUUCCUCAUACUUCUGCCGUCCAGCCAACAAAAAUUUCGUGUUACAAUUGUGGAAGUAGUAACCAUCUCGCUAAUGAAUGUAAGGAUCAAACUAUGGAAGAUAUUACAAAAAGAGCUCAAUAUCGACUCGAUUAUUCAAUAAUGAAACAACCUGGAGAUUGCCCUGAUGAGUGAUUUCUUCGAAUCAUCUUUAUCUUUAUACUCACAAAUGUUAUACAUAUACAACUGUUGUCAUCUUCUUACUCUUAUAUUAAUUAUCAUAUACAUUCAUUACUAUUAUCACAGAAAUAAGAUUUUCAGGCAUAAUUCGACUUAAAACAACAAUAAUAAUCAAAAGAAAUUUUUUUUAAUACUACAUUUACGUUUUACAAAUUCAUUUUUAUUGCAUUACCGAAUGUUAUUAAUGUAUAUGUAUAUUAAAGGAGUGAAAAAUAGUAAUAGUCAUAGCAUAAUUAAAAAAGAGAAUCUUGUAAAAAAAAAUAUCAACAGUAAGACGUACUAAUUAUGGGCACUUGAGAAAAUAUGAUUUCAAUUCAUCUUAUAGAUGUAUAAAAAAAAAACUAUUGAAUGUCAUAUUUAAGACAUAAAUAGUAGCUCAUAUCUAAUUGUAAAAAAUUUAUCUGCAAUUAACGAAAAUGUCUGAAUUUUUUACAGACACUUGAAAAAUGAAAUUAUCGCAUUAUAAUCCGGUGAAUGUAAUUAUUGCCCAUUUACCUAACUAUUAUUGUAUCAUUAUUAUACUCUAUCGAUUUUACCCUCAUUUCUCUUGUUCAAAUACAUAUUGAACUUUUAAUUCAUAUAAUAUAAUAUAAUAAUAUAAUAUAUUCUACACAUAUAUAUAUAUACAUAGGUAUGCAUAUGAAUACAUAUAUAUAUGUGUACGAUAUUUAUGUAUAUAUCAAUUUCAAUGUAUACGAUGGAUAUAAAUGACCAUAAGUGUUCGAUUAUAUUUAUACAUACAGGAUGAACUACGUAACACUAAGUAUUUGUAUUGUUCAAAGCGACAAAUGUCUAAUUUUGCGUAUUUUAUCUUGUAUUGUUGUAAUUACACUUGUGCUAUAAGUUAAACUGAACGUGUAUGUAAAUGUCAAAAUGUGAGAUCAGUUAUAAGAAUCAUGAAUAAUUAUUAUUUUUAAACUA
Molecule: messenger RNA, 4206 nt
Organism: Chelonus insularis
Lineage: Eukaryota; Metazoa; Arthropoda; Insecta; Hymenoptera; Braconidae
Product: sialidase-like
Exons: 6
Coding region: 433-3240 (935 amino acids)
Molecular function (GO): zinc ion binding; nucleic acid binding
Source: RefSeq, a predicted model, not a curated record